UGGUCAUGUGCGCCGAGCACAACAAAAACAAAGCCGUCCAGCCAAUCACAUCCCUCCACCCGCUCCCAGCCCUGCCUCACCCCGCUCCUCUGUGGCUCGCGCUCCUCUGCUGCAGUCAGUGUUAUUUGAGCUGUGAGCGCGUGAGGUCUGGCCGUGGCAGCAUGCCAGAGGUACCGACCAGAGCUCCGGAGAUGUCCCGGAAAAGAGGCGCCGAGCCCGGACCGCUGCCCGAGCACGUCCCGGAGAGGAAGAAGGCUUGCUGGGGCAUCUUGACCAGCCAAGGGUCAUGGGCAGAUCGCUCCCCUCUCCAUGAAGCAGCUUCUCAGGGUCGACUGCUCGCCCUGCGCACUCUGUUGGCCCAGGGAUAUCACGCCAACAUUGUCACCAUCGAUCAUGUGACCCCUCUCCAUGAAGCCUGCCUGUCAGGACACGUAGCCUGUGUCAGAGCAUUAAUAAACGCCAGAGCUAAUGUGAAUGCCACGACCAUCGAUGGUGUCACUCCUCUGUACAACUGUUGCACCUCUGGGAGUGUCGGCUGUCUGGAGCUGCUGCUGCAGAAUGGAGCGCACACACACACCACACACACACACUUCCCCUCGGCUCUUCACGAAGCCUGCAAGAGAGGUAAUAGUCAGUGUGUCGAGUCCCUGCUGUCUCAUGGAGCAGAUCCAGACUAUGAGGUGUCCCACUUGGGCUCUCCUCUCUACAUGAGCUGUUUAAACCAGCACACAGCCUGCUCCAAGAUUCUGCUACACAGAGGAGCAAAUGUUAAUGUAGGCAGAGGAGGUGACAGCCCUCUGCAUGCUGCUGUCAGACAGGACAAUGCUGAUCAGGUGUCAGUGUUACUGGACUACGGAGCAGAUGUCAACGUCAGAGACAGUAACAAUCAGCGGCCUGUGGAGGUAGCGCCUGCUGGUGGAAAAACACAACAGCUGCUGCUGACAUUUGAAGUUUCUCCGAGGAGUCUCCGCCAGCUGUGUCGUCUCCAGAUCAGGAAUCUGAUUGGUCGAUCCAGACUGACGCUGCUGCCUCUCCUUCCUCUUCCCUCGCUGCUCACUCAGUAUCUGGAGUACACAUAGGAUGAUGAUGCACACAUGCAGAAUGGCAGGGAAAAGCAGCUACAAUUCAGAUGCCAUUUCUUUGACAUUUUAAAUUUGGAUGUGCCAAGUCCCUUGUUAACCACAUUUUAAAAUAACAUAUCACAAUGUUUUAAACUGUAUGGUUGAGUUUUGCUUCUACAGUGUCAUCACAUCAAAAAAUACCUAAGAUUUACUCUGCUGCACACUGUGCUCUGCUACAUAGUGUUGCCUUUGUGUUGCCGUAAUUGAGACAAUCUCUGUUCAUUUCAAAUGUCUACUUACUAGGACUUAAAGGAACAGAGUGAAAGAUUUAGGGGGAUUUAGUGCCACCUGGUGGUGUGGAUUGCAGAUUGCAAGCUGCUGAAACUUCUCCCGGUUAGAAUUCCUUCAGUGUUCAUUGUUCAGGAGGUUUUUAGUGUGACCCAUAUUAUCCGCAUAGGUCUCCUCCUCUCCAAAACAAAUUGACACAGAGAUUUAUACCACUAAGAACACUCAAUAGAGCUGUUUCGUGUGUUUCUCACAUGAUGUUUGGCACGUCAGAGACCAGCCGCUAGCCCAGCCCCUGCUAAUGUGUGCUCACCUUUUUUCUCUGAUAACUUAAUGUGUGCUAACCUUUUAUCUGAUCCAGACAUUCAGGAGGUUUUUAUUGUGGGCUGAAUUAUCUGCAGAACAGAUGAUUUAAACCUUUUUUGUCUAACUUAAGAUCCAGAUGUUGAGGAGGGGUUUACUGGGAGCUGAAUUAUCUGUAGAGGUCUCUUCCUCUCCAAAACAAAUGCACCCGGUGAUUUAUCAUAGUAAAAACACACAAAAAAAGGGCAGUUUAACACUGAAAAAUUCCUGAUGCUGCUUGUCAUGGAGGGGCUGUUAACUACAGUAGCCAAUGCAAAAAUGCAAAUGGCCCUAUCUAAAGCUGGGAUACUGUAGAAACAUGGCGGUGCAACAUGUUGGACUCCAUGGAUGAGGCUCAUUUUAAGGUAACGAAAACACAUCAAUUCUUAUUUUCAGGUGAUUAUAUGCUAAAAAAAAUUCAUAUUGUAUUUUAUUUUUGCCAAUAUAUCCCCCUCAAUCCUACACACUGGACCUUUAAAUUUUCCCUGACAGAUUAUUGUCUGACUGAUAAUGACACCUGAUCAACUGUGAAUUAAUUUUAGCUCUUUAUGUUGGUAACGCACAAUACAUCAUUUUGUACAUAUUGGAAUUUAUUUUCCUUCGGCAAGUGCUGGACUUCACGUGUCUAUGUAUAUGUAAAUACCAAUAAAUGAUCCAUGAUGUGACCUCA
Molecule: messenger RNA, 2358 nt
Organism: Epinephelus fuscoguttatus (brown-marbled grouper)
Lineage: Eukaryota; Metazoa; Chordata; Actinopteri; Perciformes; Serranidae
Gene: asb5b
Product: ankyrin repeat and SOCS box containing 5b
Exons: 7
Coding region: 6-1079 (357 amino acids)
Biological process (GO): positive regulation of protein catabolic process; protein ubiquitination; intracellular signal transduction
Molecular function (GO): protein binding
Source: RefSeq, a predicted model, not a curated record